AUGACUUCUCCAGAUAAAACUUCCAUCUUCACAACAUCUCUUCACACCGAAACCCCGCCAAACAUUGAACCUCGCCAGGAGACAGGCGGUAACGGUUACGGCCUUGUCUACGAGGGCUACAUCCACGGUGUACUCAAAGGCACCGAGCUUGCAAAAGAGUAUGAGAAGCUAGAGACUAAGCAAGAAAGACACGACUCCAUCAUCAACAAGGGAGAGAAGAGAGGCAAAGUUCACUGGGAUACAAGGCGGAAGUGCAGAAAGUCGGAGGAUAUUGAAAUGGGAUGA
This is a messenger RNA of Pyrenophora tritici-repentis Pt-1C-BFP, 285 nucleotides long. Lineage: Eukaryota; Fungi; Ascomycota; Dothideomycetes; Pleosporales; Pleosporaceae. The record is from RefSeq and is a predicted model, not a curated record.